CUCAGGGUUAAGCUGACACCCACUUAUGACGCCAAACGUCUGCGCCGCUGUCUUACCACGUGGGCACGCUCGUGCAGAGGCAGCAAAACAUCCGCAGUGACGCUCGCGCUUGCUCGUCUUCAGUGCGCGAGCAUGAAACUAACUUUUUCUUUGUUUCUUUUUUGUGUCAUUAAAUAAAAAAAUUAAAAAAAUCAAACUAAAGAGCCGACGCCGCUUUUCGCUCUCGGAGGAACUCCUGUUUGUUUUCCGGACCAUGCCCCACGACCCCGACCCUCCUCCGGCUAAGAAAUUCAAGCCGGGCUCCGUCUUCUUCCGCCUCGAUAAGAACAAGCCUGGAAUGCUGCUGCCGAGAAAGGGGAAUGUCAGCACCGCGAUAGACGUCCAGAGGAAGCAGCUCCCCAUCUACCAGGCCAAGCCGCAGCUGCUGAACCAGCUGAGGCAGCUGCACAACGCCAUCCUCAUAGGGGAGACUGGCUCUGGGAAGACCACUCAGAUCCCCCAGUAUCUGUACGAGGCCGGCAUCGGACGACAGGGCAUCGUCGCCAUCACUCAGCCCCGUCGGGUUGCUGCAAUCUCACUUGCAGGGAGGGUGGCAGAGGAGAAGAGGACCCAGCUUGGCAAACUGGUCGGUUACACGGUGCGCUUUGAGGAUGUCACCUCGCCUGAGACGAAGCUGAAGUUCAUGACAGAUGGCAUGCUCCUGCGCGAGGCCAUCGGAGACCCUUUACUUCUGCGAUACACCGUGGUGGUCCUGGAUGAAGCUCACGAGCGCACCGUGCACACCGAUGUGCUGUUCGGCGUGGUUAAGACUGCUCAGCGCAGACGCAGGGAACUUAAUAAGAUUCCCCUGAAGGUCAUAGUGAUGUCAGCCACCAUGGACGUGGAUUUGUUCUCUGAGUACUUCAACAAGUCCCCUGUGCUCUACCUGGAGGGCAGGCAGCAUCCCAUUCAGAUCUACUACACCAAGCAGCCCCAGUCAGACUAUCUGCAGGCUGCGCUCGUCUCUGUCUUCCAGAUCCAUCAGGAGGCGCCUCCGUCCCAUGACAUCUUAGUCUUCAUGACGGGUCAGGAGGAGAUCGAGGCACUGGCGAGGACGUGCCGGGACAUCGCUAAGCAUUUGCCUGACGGCUGUGGUCCCAUGGUAGUCAUUCCUUUGUACGCGUCGCUACCCCCAACACAACAGCUCAGGGUCUUCCAGCCAGCUCCCAAGGGAUGUAGGAAAGUCAUCCUCUCGACCAACAUCGCAGAGACAUCAGUUACAAUCUCCGGGAUCAAAUACGUCAUAGACACAGGGAUGGUGAAGGCCAAACGAUUCAAUCCUGACAGCGGGCUGGAGGUGCUGGCCGUGCAGCGGGUCUCCAAAGCCCAGGCGUGGCAGCGGGCGGGCCGGGCCGGCAGGGAGGACUCUGGCUCCUGCUAUCGUCUCUACACCGAGCAGGAAUUUGACAACCUCAUCCCUAUGACUGUGCCUGAGAUCCAGAGGUGUAACUUAUCCGGUGUGAUGCUGCAGCUCAUGGCUCUGGGGAUUCCAGAUGUGAUGAAUUUUGAUUUCAUGUCCAAGCCUUCUCCAGAGGCCGUUCGUUCCGCUGUGGACCAUUUGGAGCUGCUGGGAGCUGUGGAGAAGAAGGAGGGGCAGGUUUUCCUCACUGCUCUGGGAAAAAAGAUGGCAAGCUUCCCUCUGGAGCCCAGAUACGCCAAGACCAUCCUGUUGUCCCCCGACUACUCCUGUUCGGAGGAGAUUCUAAGCAUCGUGUCUCUGCUGUCAGUGGACACUGUGCUGUACAACCCUCCAGCCCGGAGGGAAGAGGUGCUUGCCGCACGCAAGAAGUUCAGCUCCAGCGAAGGAGACCACAUGACACUGCUCAACAUUUACAGAGCGUUCAAGAAAGUCAGCGGUAACAAGGAGUGGUGUCGGGAAAACUUUGUCAACAGCAGGAACAUGGGUCUGGUGAAAGAAGUCCAGGCGCAACUCAGAGAUAUCUGCCUUAAGCUGAAUCUGAAGCUGGAGUCAUGCGGGGCGGAAACGGGGAACGUCCGCCGCUGCCUCGCCCACGGGAUGUUCGUCAACGCAGCAGAGCUACAACCUGACGGCAGCUACUUAGCUCUGGAUACCCACCAGCCUGUGGCCAUCCACCCGUCCUCCGUCCUUUUCCAGGCCAAGCCAGCGUACGUCGUCUUCAACGAGCUGCUGCACACCUCCCGCUGCUACAUGAGGGACCUGUGUUUGGUGGACGCCGACUGGCUGCUGGACGCGGCGCCGGAGUACUUCGGCCGCAAACUCCGACCAACCAAGAGCUAACCAACGGAGAAACCUGAACUGAAGGAAAACCUCUGCCUCAAAUCACACAGCGACAGUAAAACUGGAACGUGUGUUCUCUUCACAAAGCUGAAUUUGGAUACAGACACUUGUGAAAUCAGAACAGAACUUUCGUUCCGCGUGGUAAACUUUCUCUGGAUCACUACCUCCCAGUUGCAUUUGGCACGUGUCACUGCAGCAGAAAUCUGCAUCAUGAGGCCUCACGACUCUGACUUCCUGUAAGACUGUCGUUCAGAUUUUAUAAACUGCGUUUCUUCUGCCUGGUAGUAUUUCAUCUCAGCCAUUUAGCCACCGAUUUCUCACCUUAAAAAAAAAAAAAGAGUCUUUUUGAGGUGUAACACUUCAGUUCUUUCAACACGUGCAUGCAUUUUAACAACGCAGAUAACCUCACAGGAGCACAGCUCCUAUCCGUCGAUGACAUGUUUAAUCUAAUCAGAUUAGGUAGAAUGCUACUCUACAUGUGUUUUCACCAAAUAUUAUGCCACCCAAUUUAACUUGACACAGCAGCACAGGGGAAACUGAUCUUAAAAAAAAGAAAGAAAAGAAAACACAAUAAAUGUAAUAAAAUACCUCUGAGUUGUUAGCUUGUCACAAGCUAAGCGAGGCAGUCUCGUGUAGUUUAUACAAAGUGUUCUUAAAGGGUUUCAUAUAUGCAAAGACAGUUUGUCUUGAUCUAUGAGAUUAUGAAAUUACCGGUACAAGAAAAAUCCGCGCUCGAGUUUGGGGGGUUUAAAAUACGAGGUUCUGAUUUCACUUUGAUAGUUACGCUACAUGCAGCGCUCAUGUUAUCUCGUGCAUGCCUUUUUUACAGUCGAUGAUUGUAUCAGCAGUUCCCCCCCAAAUAAGACGCACACGAGGAGAAGUAGCAUGCCUUAUUCUCCGGGUUCUACCCUUUUUCUGUUGUAUGUUACUCAGCCUCUGCACAGACUAACCACAGAUGUAUGCUGACGACAAAUGUAUGCAAUGCAUGGAGUUUCUAGUCAAUGAUCUGAUCGCUCAGGUCUUUCAUACUUUGUAGAGUCAUCACCAUGUUGAGGAAUAUGAUGGAUGCUCCUCUUGUCUCUUUUUCUACACUGGACUCAGGAUUGUACAAUAUACUCUGUAACCUGAAUAAAUCACACGGACGAUUUCUAACUUUUAAAAAUACCAAAUGCAUCUGGGGUUUCUGUGGAGAGUCAUCAGACUAUGUUACAAAGACGCCGUGUGGUCAGUGUUUGGAUCUCUCACAGAUGAUUUAUUUUCAGUCACAAAAGAAAAGUAGGCCAUUUAAGAUCUGCAUGUUAUGAAGUUUGUAAGAUCGAAUGCACGCCUUUUGAGGAGUUUAUUAAGAGUAUAUUUAAUAUGAUUUGUUAAACCACUAUUGGUAGAAUUUCUAAUAAAAACACAGUCACUGUUCCACAGA
Messenger RNA from Larimichthys crocea (large yellow croaker), 3719 nucleotides. RefSeq names its product DEAH (Asp-Glu-Ala-His) box polypeptide 33 (gene dhx33). Bases 254 to 2299 code for a protein of 681 amino acids. The record is from RefSeq and is a predicted model, not a curated record. Gene Ontology annotation, biological process: positive regulation of transcription by RNA polymerase I. NCBI's taxonomy places the organism in Eukaryota, Metazoa, Chordata, Actinopteri, Sciaenidae. Gene Ontology annotation, cellular component: intracellular anatomical structure; nucleolus. The transcript has 12 exons. Gene Ontology annotation, molecular function: helicase activity; double-stranded RNA binding; ATP binding.